Oncorhynchus masou masou (cherry salmon) is the source of this 336-nucleotide messenger RNA. Its product is annotated as collagen alpha-1(VI) chain-like. The coding region runs from base 1 to 336 and encodes 111 amino acids. NCBI's taxonomy places the organism in Eukaryota, Metazoa, Chordata, Actinopteri, Salmoniformes, Salmonidae. The record is from RefSeq and is a predicted model, not a curated record. The transcript has 5 exons.
AUGGUUUCUCUAUUGGGCUCCCACUACCAGGAGAAUAAGUACAUCGUCGUGGUGACGGACGGUCAUCCUCUAACAGGUUACAAGGAGCCCUGUGGGGGGUUACAGGAAGCUGCCAAUGAGGCCAGGCAACACGGGGUUAAAGUCUUCUCUGUCGCCAUAUCACCUGACCAGGAGGACACCAGGCUGUCAGUGAUUGCUACAGACCAGAACUACAGACAGAACUUCACAGCAGCUGACAACAGCAGAUCCACCCAGCUACAGACCAUUCGCAGCAUCAUAGAUAUGAUCACCAAUGAGACCAAGGAUGUGUGCUGUUCUUUUGACUGCAAUAAGUAG